Messenger RNA from Monascus purpureus, 4020 nucleotides. NCBI's taxonomy places the organism in Eukaryota, Fungi, Ascomycota, Eurotiomycetes, Eurotiales, Aspergillaceae. The record is from the annotation of a GenBank genome assembly.
AUGGAUCCUUCUCCGGAACUUUGGCAUACCUCCCCUGGCGCAGCUAGCUGUCGCUGUGAGGCUUUCGUCUCCAAUCAUAUCAGUGCCUUUUUUCGAUAUCCCUCAGAUACACAGGAAAGCAUACGAAGAAUGGCAAGCAUAGGCCAGAAACAGCAACCUGAACUGACGACCUCCGCCACUCAUUUCCCCUUGUCCUCUCCAAUCUCCGAGGAGAUUACCAGUCCGUUGAGCUCAGCCUCCGACGAUGAAAGUGAAAGGAACCUGGAGAGGAACAGGCCUUUUGAGUUUCUGUCACGGGCGACUAAUCGCAACAUAUUACGAAAAGGAUCAGGGAAAGCCAAAAGUAGGGCUGAUGACACGGCUGGUCCGAAUGUGCUAGGCCUCAGGAAGGCAAUGACAACGAUGACAGAUUUAGGUUCCUCCCGCCGGCAGCAACCAGAGAAACCCCCUUUCAGCAAACCAAAUUUAGACCUGAACAAGAUAACGAGGCAAUACACUGAACCGCCGAUCGGACUCAAUCUGGUCACGAACUUCUCUCCUUCAGCUCCCUCAAAGCGGGUCGGCGUCACCGCCGCCCCCUUCGUGGACCUAAACGACUUGAAGCUUCUGUCCAAAGAACGAGAGAGGGAACGAUCUGUGCAGAAGGUCAAGGAGAUAUUCAGGAAGAGAACAAGACAGGGGUUUCAUAAACUGCCAGAGUCCCCAGAGCCAAUCAAAACAGAAUCUCUUCCACCCCGGCCUGGUCUCGAAAAGGAAGGUGUCUUGUCUGAAAUUGAAGCCCUCAGCCCUUCCGACAGACCCAUCAUUAUUGGAAUGGCUUUGUCCACGGGCAAGUCGUUAGGACACGAAAGAGAAGACGGAUCAAGAGAACCUGGGGUUGCAGAUACAGGGAAUGCUAUCAUGCAGACCCCGGCAACACCGUCCAUUACCAUUACUCCGGCAAAGGAGGCCCCUUGGUCCGAAUUACAUUCGGUCGACUCUCUCCCGCUCCCACGAGCAGCGUCCAGCGUUUACUCCCAACCCACUCCACGUUUAGAGAGGCAUGAUUCUAAGUCCGAUAUCCCUCCUGUACCUUCUGUUCCAGAUUUUUUUUUUGGCAGCAGAGAUGAAAACACACAGGACUCGGGAAGCUAUGACAUACUAUCCGUGUCAACAGCAAUGGAAAGAAAACAGCGCGCGUUUUCUGGUGUUACUUUAUUCGAGGAAGAUUACCCCCCGAUAGACUCGAAGGCUGAGAAGAAUCCUCGCAAUCUAACCGUCAAUACAGACUUGAAUAGGCAUCAAUCACAAGGAUGGUGGACGUAUCUUCUUUCUCCAUUACUCGGCAAUUCAAACAAGACCCCUAGCCAAAAGUCAUCCCCGAUACAUGCCCCAUUGACUGCGAGUUCUGAGAAAUCGAGUAAGUGCUGGUGGGACCAAGAAACCUUCACUUUCGCUCCGAAUCCUUCAGAAGCCGAAACCGCAGCAACAAGCAUAAGUGGGAUACCCCGUUUCCAAGCAGAAAAGAGAGGAAACAACCCUUUUCUCGAUGCAGAGAGAUUGGUGGAUAGCGAGAAUGAGGAUAUAUUCAAUGAAAAGCAACCCCAACCAGAAUUUACCAUGAUGCCAUUUGCAUCUCCUGGACAGGAAAUACAGGGAGAAGCUGCCGAAUAUUACCAGGCAUGUGCUCAUGAGUUAUUCAGCGGAACUCCUUACUUUGAAUGUAUUAACCAUGUUUGCUCCAUAACGCCUAUCAGCAAACUACCUAUUGCUGAGUCUGAUGUUCUUGUUGAAUGUAGUGAGGAAAGAGGGCUAGCUGAAGCUGACAAGGUCGAUACACCUCGCUCAGCGGAUCAAGGUCCACAAAAUCCCUUCGAAGACAAGGCACUCCCGCUGUGCGCUUCUUGCAGACCUGGAAUUACAUCAAUCGCUAACAGUAGCUAUGAUGAAGCUCUCACCUCUUCUGUCAAGGGGGACCCGAUAAUCGGUUCUCCUCCGCGAAAAAAUAGCCUUCUUGCAUCAGGUGCUGAUAUAGGUGCUACGACAGGAACAAGAGCUGUCUCCGAACCAUUAGAUUCUACUCCUAUCAAUCCGCCAGAGGAAAAGGCGUACAAUCCCCUUCCUGAACGGCCUUCAGGCACUGCCAUGCCAGCUCCAAUAUCUAAUUACAACCCCCAGCAUCUGUCUGCUGAGAGCUUGCCCCAGUAUACAGCUGCACGGAUGCAGGAUCCAAUGCCUCCAGUCAUCUUUAUUCCUCCAUUGCAGCCACAAUGGCAACCUCCCAAUCCAACGUCUCCUGGCUUACAAGAAGCUACGGAAAAGACAGGCUCGAUUCCACUGUCCGAUAUGCGGUCUUCCUCAUCAAAAGCACUGGAUAUGGGGCCAGCCCCAGCACCAGAACGACCACCUUCACAAACAAAAGCAGUCAUAGCUAAUGAUAAGUGUUUUGUUAACACACCACCGCCAUGGCCUGCCCCUGUUCCAAUGGCAGUGGGAGACAUAUCAUACCCACCUCCGGCAGCACCGAUGCAAAGGGACAGGAGCCUUGCCAAUGUACCACCUCGCCUCGCUCCCGUUCCGGUGACAGUAUCCGAUAUAUCACCUCCAACUUCGAAGGCGAAAAAAUUAGAAAAGCGCCGGCGGAGGCUUGAAAGAGAAGACGCUGUUGGCAAGAAGAUUGGUGGCUUGUGGCGUGGUUUGGGCCCCUUCAGCAGUAAAGGGUGCUUCGGAAGGCCAGGUCGAGAAGGUCGAAUAAGACGGAGAUGGUAUUUUGUCAUUGCAUUAUUUUUUCUCCUGGUCAUCGCGCUGGCGAUAAUUCUCGCUAUCACUUUAACCAGGAAAGGCGACCAGACUCCUGUAAAAUCACAAUGGCUUAAUCUAACCGGCUACCCGCCAAUGCCUAUAGGGAUUACGACUAUCGCGGGGGCCGAGCCCCAGGUGGAAAACUCCGGAUGCAUCAGUCCUUCGAGUUUGUGGAGCUGCUCUCUGCCAAAGGAACAGCAGGCUGCCAAUGAGCCAUAUGCUGCGGACCAGCCCAAUUUGAGGGUGGAGAUUCGGUUCCAAAAUGGCACAUUUAACUACAGCACGCAACUGGCAUCGCCCAGGUCUUCAAUGGUGCAGAGAAAGGCCAGAGAUACGAGCGACCUGUUCAAUCCUUCGCCUUCACCACCAAGCCUGCAGGAUCAGGAAUUCAUAGGCAACACGACGGAUGGCAAUUCUGAACCAUAUGCUGGUGAGGAGACGCCAUUUUAUAUUACGAUCUUAUCGACAGUUCAAACUUCGUCGACUCCACAACGACUCGUUCGACGGUCCGACACGGGGGGGUUCCCUAAUCUCACAGCUCUGAUCCCUUCUCCAGAUGUUAAUCCUGAUGGUACUGCAGCACCAGCAAACCUCUACCCACUUUCGGUAUCACAGCCUGUGCGACUGUAUAACCGCGGGCAACCUAACGAACACUACGGAUUCUACACCUACUUUGAUCGCUCUAUAUUCCUCGAGUCUUCUUCUCCUAUCAACAACAGCAAUACGGAUAACCUCGAGGACGAUAGAAACGGCGGAUCAAGUAUUGAAGAUGCCCGAGUACGAUGCACAUGGGCUCAGACCCGCUUUUUGGUUCAAAUGUGGACCCAGCCAGGACGCUCCGGGAUGGCUCUCAUGAGUGGCAGCAACAACAGCAGCCCAACAGCGACUAAGGCAGUUGCUACCUCUACGGCAACUAGUACUGCUAGAUCCUCAUCAGCCAACAACUUCACCCGUCCUGGAUCCUUUCCUUACCCUGUAACCAUAACACUGGACCGGCAUGGAGGCAUGGCCAAAAAGAAACUAGUUUACUGCUACGGCGUGGAUUCAGAUCAGCACAUAAACUCAACGGAAAAGAAGAUACAGAUCGAAAACCGUGGUUUUGGUGGAUAUCUAAUUAACCAGGCGCCGGGAAUUUUCAAUCUUUCCACGACGGCAACGGCGGAUACGUUCUGGGGCGGCGUUGAUGGUGGUACUGGAGGAUGUAAAUGCCAGUGGACGAAUUGGGUAUCUACGUCGUAA